AUGGCAUUCAAAAAAGUUGCCCAGACCAAGUCAUUGCCUCCGUUGCCUAAGUUGAGGCUCAGAAAUCCAGUUCUCCAAAAAAGUACAAACCAAUGUUACGUUUUGAUGUCGUCUCUUUUGAACUGCUGGGCAGCCAAUGGAGAAGGUUCAGCACAAUGUUCAGCUUUUGAGCACGACUUGAAAACAUGCAUGGAAACAUUCAAGCCACAGAAGGAGACCGUCAGCUCAAUCAACUACCAUGCUGGAAGGUUGUAUCCAAAGUUCAGAAGGGUGAAUGAUUAG
This is a messenger RNA of Sungouiella intermedia, 282 nucleotides long. Lineage: Eukaryota; Fungi; Ascomycota; Pichiomycetes; Serinales; Metschnikowiaceae. The record is from the annotation of a GenBank genome assembly.